Messenger RNA from Menidia menidia (Atlantic silverside), 573 nucleotides. The record is from the annotation of a GenBank genome assembly. Lineage: Eukaryota; Metazoa; Chordata; Actinopteri; Atheriniformes; Atherinopsidae.
AUGGUGGACCGGCUUGCUAACAGCGAGGUCAACUCCAAGCGGAUCGGGCUGGUGGAGGGCUGCUUCGGGGCGGCGGGCCAGCCGCUCGCCAUCCCGGGCCGCGUGCUGAUCGGAGAGGGCGUCCUCACCAAGCUGUGCCGCAAGAAGCCCAAGGCCCGGCAGUUCUUCCUCUUCAACGACAUCCUGGUCUACGGCAACAUCGUCAUCCAGAAGAAGAAGUACAACAAGCAGCACAUCAUCCCCCUGGAGAGCGUCACCAUCGACACGGUGCCCGACGAGGGCGAGCUGCGCAACGGCUGGCUCAUCAAGACGCCCACCAAGUCCUUCGCCGUCUACGCCGCCACCGCCACCGAGAAGUCCGAGUGGAUGAGCCACAUCGGGAAGUGCGUGGGCGACCUGCUGCAGAAGAGCGGCAAUGUGUGCGGUGCACGGCCGGGCUCAUGUGGAGUGGCAGAGGUGGUCUUCUGGAACGAAAGUCAGGAAACCAGUGUGUCGUCUUCCUGCCGGCGGCUCCGCCCCCCUGCGCCGCCCCGAGAGGCUUCCUAUGAGAAGCGCUGCCUGCUGAUCACAUGA